Messenger RNA from Ramularia collo-cygni, 999 nucleotides. RefSeq lists its product as uncharacterized. The record is from RefSeq and is a predicted model, not a curated record. Lineage: Eukaryota; Fungi; Ascomycota; Dothideomycetes; Mycosphaerellales; Mycosphaerellaceae. The transcript has a single exon. The coding region runs from base 1 to 999 and encodes 332 amino acids.
AUGUCAGGCACACAAAUCCCCGCAGAAGCGCCUCCCACCUAUCAUGAAGCAACGGGCUCUUCCAAUGCUUCGACAACCGCGAAUACCCACCCUUCCUCCCACCUGAACGUCCCCGGCGCUUCAUCCUCAUCUUCUUCCGUUCCCGAUGCAUACCGCCGCUCCAUGGAAGAUGAAGCACGUCCCCUUCCCAAAGGCUGGGUCCGCACCUUCGAUCCGGAGAGUGAACAUCAAUUCUUCGUCGACACCACCGUGGACCCACCACGAAGCAUCUGGCAUCACCCAUACGAUGAUGACGAAUACCUGGCCAAACUUCCCGCCGCGGAACGGGAGAGAAUCGAACAGGAGAGCAUGACUUCCUACCUCGGAAACGCGAAACAUGACCCGAGUAUGGAGGAUUACAUCCACUCACAUUCCGAUCUCGAUGACGAUGUCCCACACACAUCCGCCGCGGGGUCAAGCAGUACCUCGCAUGCCGAAUUACCACCUCGUCCAGAUGGAAAAGACAAGGGUAAAGGCAAAGAUCGUUCUUUCGGUCGGAAAUUGAAAGACAAGGUCACGGGAACCACACACGACGAGCGCCGGCGCCAGCGUGCUGCUCGUGAAGCAGAGGAGCAGAGGAUGUAUGAGCAACAUAUGCGGAUUCGCAAGGCCAUGACCAAGGCCUUGCAGACUGGUGAGCCGCAGCCUAUCGGAAAGGACAAGGAUGGCAAAGAGUUGUACAUUUCCCCACCAAAGCAGGGAUAUGGUGGCAACCCGUACGCGGGUGGCUACGGCGGUGGGAUGGGUAUGGGAGGGGUUGGAAACCCUUACAAUCCAUAUGCGAGUGGCAUGUAUGCUUCUCCGGGUAUGUACGCAAGACCUGGAUAUGCGUAUGGUCGGCCGAUGUACGGAGGUGGUGGGWAUGGAUAUGGCAGGAGACCUGGUGGUGGAAUGGGUAUGCCGUUGGCUUUGGGAGGUGGUUUGUUGGCGGGCGGUCUGUUGGGUGGCGCUUUGUUUUAG